Messenger RNA from Chelonus insularis, 549 nucleotides. RefSeq lists its product as uncharacterized. The record is from RefSeq and is a predicted model, not a curated record. Gene Ontology annotation, molecular function: oxidoreductase activity. Lineage: Eukaryota; Metazoa; Arthropoda; Insecta; Hymenoptera; Braconidae. The coding region runs from base 1 to 549 and encodes 182 amino acids. The transcript has 3 exons.
AUGUUUUCUUCAUAUCCAAAAAAUAACGAAGAGGCUAAUUAUUAUGCAUCAUUAAGUGUAGAAACUUAUAUUAAUUGGAUGAUUAUAUCAACGAGAGCUCAACAAAUAUGUAGAAGUUUCGUCUACUCAACUUGUGGAACAGCCGAUUUAAGAAAUGUUUCAUUUUUAUGGCUGUUAGUGAUGUAUCAUAAUGCUGGCGGAUUUCACCAACGGUUGCGAUUGUUCUUAACUAAUAAUACAAAAUUUUUUAUCAGUGGAGGAUUCAAAAAUUUCAUUCAUCAAGUAAAAGACAAAAUAAUCGAUGCUGGGGGAGUAAUUAGGUGUUCAACAACAGUCCAAUCUAUAAAAAUAGAUUAUUCGAAGAUUUGCGUUUCAACAAGUUCAAAAAAUUAUAGUUCCCGAGUUUAUUUUGCAUCAAGUGAAUAUGCAAAAAAUUACCCUGGUACAGCUGAUGGUGCUAUUGAAGCUGGAGAACGUGCGGCAUGUCUUGUCCUUCAUCAUGCUAGACCUCAAGCACUGGAUGCUGCUGAAAUGGCUGAAUUUUUGUAA